CAAUCGUUGCACCGAUCUAAAACGUUCGUUUCGGUCUAACACCUGAUAAGCGUUGUCUAAACAGCGAGAUACGAACCAAAAUUUUGAGUUUAAAAGUUUCCUAGGCCUACUGGGCACUGACAGAGCGGUCCACAGUUAAAGUUGUUUUUCUAGUUAACAAAAUGUAGUUUGAUACUUCGUAAGAGCGGCGUCGGCGUGUUAAGGUCGUCUAGACUCUCGACGCGAAUAUGCUAGCAUCACCAUGGAAGGACGGCAGAGCUCAGCGCGGCGAUAUGCACGGUGCUGCAGCAGCGAGCUGCGCUGUGCGAUUGUUAGCUCGAGCUUCGUGAGUCAAUAGGCUACCCCGACAGCUUCAUGUCGGCAAAAUCCGUGCUACGAGUCCAUCGGAACUCUAGGAGGCUACUCAACUAGCAUCGCGGGAUCAAAGCCCGUCGCAAACCACCAUGGUCGUGGAGGGCCCGAGGAGCCGCUACGCCCCGUCAACGGGCAUGACUGCCCGCGAGCUGUGCGAGAGCGACGACCAGGCUACGAGCCUCAUACUCGAUCCCUACCUGGGUUUCGCUACGCACAAGAUGAACCUCAGAUUUCGUCCCUACAAGUCCCACAAGCAGGAGCUACAGCAGCUGAUAGCAGAUUUCAAGACCCACAACCAAUACGAGAAGGUGUUCUCUAAGCUAACAGACUUUGUCCCGGCCUCAUUUCUCACUAAGGCUCGGCAGGGUCCGUUCAAGGAGCAUAUCUUUCGUUACCUCCGCAUGUUUGACAGUGAAGCGGGGUUCGAGGUUAUGCGAUGCGACCGUUACUCGAUGGAAGGCAAUGUGGGUGCCAAGAUAUGUGCAACCAAAAAAUGGUACAAGAAUGAGAAGAUCCCGCAUUUGGUGGGCUGCAUUGCGGAGCUGACGGAGGAGGAAGAGUGCCAGCUGCUGUGCCCCGGCAAGAACGAUUUCAGCGUCAUGUACUCCUGUAGAAAGAACUGCGCCCAGCUAUGGCUUGGUCCGGCUGCCUUCAUCAACCAUGACUGCCGGCCCAAUUGCAAGUUUGUGUCGACGGGCCGAGACAGCGCUUGUGUAAAGGUAUUACGGGACAUCGAAGAAGGCGAGGAGAUCACCUGCUUCUAUGGCGAGGACUUUUUUGGAGACGGCAACAGCUACUGCGAAUGUGAAACGUGUGAAAGGCGAGGAACUGGGGCGUUCACCACCAAGAAGGGCCGUCAGCCGAGCCUGAUGGAAACCCGGCUGGCGUACAGCUUUCGAGAGACGGACAACCGCCUCAACCGUUGGAAGCAGCAGGUCAAGUCACCCCAGCACAAGCCGCAACUGCAGCCACAGCAGGCACAUCAUCAGCCAGGUGGCAAGACUGUUCGCAAAGCCCUUUCUCGGCACAGCAACAACCAGAGCAACCGUCUCACUACUCGGGCAAGUGCAGGCCACAAGAAACCACUAGGAAACACCGAUGUGUUGCAAGACCGCCAGCAGAUGCCCGGCCACAUAGGAAAGAACACAUCAUCCAAGUCGGUGCUGGCAAGCAAAAAUUCUGUGCAACCAUCUUCCAUCAGUCCACCUUUACCUGUCAAAGACGCAGCCAUCAACGGUGCUCUUCAUUUGUCCGAAAAAAGCGACGGUACCCUGAAGGUGAAUGGGGCCACCGUUUCGACAACCGUUGUGACAAGGGCUCGAAACCAGCAGCGAUCGGAGAACAAAACCCUGGAAGCUGCAAGCAAAUUGCCCGAGGCGAAGCCCCUUGACAAGGUGGAGACGGAACAGGAACAAGUAUUGCCACUAUGCCCAUCUACACUAAGGAGCUCUUCACCAAAGCCUGCUGAAGUGGCUUGUUCCGAGGAUACUAGUAGUGUCAGCACUGUUGAGUCGUGUAAGGCAGUGUCCCCCAAAACAAUCAAUAAGGUGAGCGAGGUUGUGUCGAGCAGGCAAAGUCCAACAGAGUCAGUCAAGGCUGCGGAAACAAAGAGGCCCGUUCAAAGCACCAAGGAAGUUAAGGAAGUUCCCGUUUCUGCGUCUUCGAGAAGGGACAGGAGGCAUCCAAGGAGGCUACGGUGCGUCAAGGCAUGUUCGGCUGAUCGUCCAUCUCGCCCAGAGGGCGUAAGUGCAAUGUAUGGGGAAGAAGUGAGCAAACCACUUGAAGAAACUGCCAACGCUCUUCCCGUUGUCACAGAAGAAGAGGAAAUGAAACAAACUGAAGAACGUCCGCCCGAAAUAGUCAACGCCGAAGCAGAUAUGCUGGGACUGGAAACAACAGAAAUAGAUAUGCCGGAGCUAGUAGUAUCGGAAUUUAUUCCACCAGAAGAUGUUCAGUCAGAGGUGAUGGAAGUCGAAGUGGUUCAGGCGGAGGUGAUCCAGCAAGAAGUGGUUCAGGCCGAGGUGAUUGACGCUGAGGUGGUUCAAGCGGAGUCGAUAGAUUCUGAAAUGCUUGAACAGGAGGUGCUGCUUGCGGACAUCACCGUCGAAGAAGUGGCUCAGCCAGAACUGAGCCACUUCGAUGUGGUUCAGUCGGAGAUUAGCGAAGUUGACAUGACUGAGCAACCGCCCGAACUGCAGCAGAUGGUUCCCCAUUGUGAAGAGGAGCCUUUUGUGCAGAUAUUAGACACUGCCAUACUGGAAGCACCUAUGGUCACUGUACUGCCAGAAAAGACGCAUCACGCGAGUAGCUACGUCAUUUGUCGAGAGCAGAAGGAGAAGGUGAAGAAGGAAGCGCCAAAAAGAGAGCCCAAAGUCGAAACAGAAACGAGAGUUGUGCCUCGCAUGCGCGUCAUUCCUUCAAAGAGGCUGCCACCACAGCCUGCGAGCCAGAAUGUGGCACAGUCGGGCGGCCAAUCACAGCACCUCGGUUGCCUAAAGUUGACAAUACGCCGACUACAUCCGCAUGCACGCGGCGACACCUCCCCCGUGUCGACGGCACGCCGCCGUACUGUGUACGAGGUUCUGUCGCCACCUCUCCUGUCGCCCGAGUCGCCUCGUAAGAAGAAGAAAAAGAAGAAAGACAAAAAGAAAACGAGUGAACACCGAAAGCAUGCACGCAGGCGAGAGGAAAAACCAUCCCCUGUGGCAGUGGGAGCCAAGCGUAUUCGGCUCAUCUUGGGCAACGAUGCAAUUGAUAUUGACAUUCCACCCAACAAGUGUAAGAAACGCUGUUGACCAGCUGUGAGUGACACGUGAAGUCACAGACUAGGCUGCCAUAUGUGAUGCAGUGGGUGUGCGGAACGUUCUGACGUUUAAGAAAAAAAACUGCACUCUUGACCUUUUUUUCUUGACUUUGGGUUCUGCCCACAAAAGGACAAGUGUUUUGCAGCAUGCUUUUAUGCCUUGCUGUUAUCAUUUGUUUUUUGCGGUUUUGGAGCCCUUUUGGAAAAAAAAGGUAUGUUAUAUGUGUUGUAAAUAGCAUGUGCACUGCCAGUGGUGUUUGAAAUGGAAGGAUUUUGUUCUGUGGACAACCUUCUGUAGGCCUGCGGGUUUCAGGAAACUGUUCGAAACUGGUUCACCAAACCGUGCGCUGUCAGAUGCGUUUUUUUUUAUGACAAACUGCCUGAAGACGUAAUGUGUCGGCGCAGGAAUGGGCACAAAGGUGAUGUUUUUGCUCACUGUGCAUUUUACAGUCAUGCGGGCAUAGUAUUCUGUGUUGAUCUGUGCCGAUAGUUGCUUCAUUUUUGUUUGGAAAAGUGAACUGCCCAUUACUUUGCACCACUUGUAUUUAUUGUCUAAAUUAUUCCGUACGCUCCUUGACAGGACAAAGACAAGCACCAUGAAGACAUUAGCCAAUAGAAAUCUGGAGUUCUUGUAUUUAGGGCUGAAUUUUUCAAAUUAACCUCUACCUUUACUUUGAAUAUGUGCAUCUACAUGUCAGGCCUUCCGGUGAAGAAAGUUCAAAUCACGUGCAUUCGGGGCGACAUGUGCCUGCUCUGUUUUAAGUGACGGUGCACUGGUGUUGCGAUGGUGAAUAAAGUGUUUGUUGGGCCCACA
Rhipicephalus sanguineus (brown dog tick) is the source of this 3971-nucleotide messenger RNA. It is a transcript of the gene Hmt4-20, whose product is annotated as histone-lysine N-methyltransferase KMT5B. Gene Ontology annotation, cellular component: nucleus. The transcript is spliced from 9 exons. NCBI's taxonomy places the organism in Eukaryota, Metazoa, Arthropoda, Arachnida, Ixodida, Ixodidae. The record is from RefSeq and is a predicted model, not a curated record. Gene Ontology annotation, molecular function: protein binding; histone H4K20 methyltransferase activity. Bases 444 to 3149 code for a protein of 901 amino acids.